Molecule: messenger RNA, 1227 nt
Organism: Loxodonta africana (African savanna elephant)
Lineage: Eukaryota; Metazoa; Chordata; Mammalia; Proboscidea; Elephantidae
Product: olfactory receptor 4K15-like
Exons: 3
Coding region: 1-1227 (408 amino acids)
Biological process (GO): G protein-coupled receptor signaling pathway
Cellular component (GO): plasma membrane
Molecular function (GO): G protein-coupled receptor activity; olfactory receptor activity
Source: RefSeq, a predicted model, not a curated record
AUGGCUGAAAAUUUCCUAAAUUUAGCAGAAGCCAUGCCUGUACAGAUUCAAGAAGCCGAGCAGACUCCAACAGUUUCACUAGCUGUCUGGAGAAAGUGUCCUGAUGACCUUGCAAUCCUAAAAUGGAGCAGAGACAACAGAAGAAAUUUACUUACUUUGGGAGAACAAAAGAAUGUAGAGACAGAAGGAACCAAAGAUAGACUUUACCAUCUUGAUUAUUUUGACCAAGAUGGGAAAGCAUCUUUGUUGUUGCUGUUAGCUACUGGAAAUUUUCAGAUCCGAUCUCAGAAACUUGAAAUCAUGGACCAAGGAAAUAACUCAAGAGUGACUGAAUUUGUGUUGCACAGUCUUUCAGGUCCUCAAGAGCUACAACUUUUCUACUUUGCAUUUUUCACACUCUUCUAUUCAUCCAUUGUGCUGGGAAACCUCCUCAUUGUGCUCACAGUCCUCUCUGAACCUGCACUACACACACCCAUGUACUUCCUGCUCAGUAACCUCUCCUUCAUUGAUGUGUGUCUAUCCACCUUUGCCACUCCCAAAAUGAUUGUUGACUUCUUCAAGGAGCACAAGACCAUCUCUUUUGAGGCCUGCAUGGCCCAGAUAUUCUUUCAGCAUGUCUGUGCUGGUGGUGAAAUGAUGCUCCUUGUGGCCAUGGCAUAUGACAGAUAUGUAGCCAUAUGUCGACCCCUGCACUAUGCAGCCAUCAUGAGUGUACGCAAGUGUACAGUCCUUGUUGUGGGCUCCUGGCUCAUUGGAGUCCUGCACUCAGUAAGCCAGUUGGUCUUCACAGUAAACCUUCCAUUCUGUGGUCCAAAUCAAGUGGACAGCUUUUUCUGUGACCUUCUCUUAGUUAUCAAACUUGCCUGCACUGAUACAUAUAUCCUUGAGAAACUGACGCUUUUAGAUAGUGGUCUAAUAGCUUUGAGCUCUUUCGUGCUCUUGCUUAUCUCCUACAUGGUCAUCCUGAUCACUGUGAGACGUCGAUUGUCAGUCGGCAUGGCUAAGGCUCAGACCACCCUGACUGCCCAUGUCAUUGUGGUGACCCUGUUCUAUGGGCCCUGCAUCUUCAUCUAUGCCUGCUCUUUCAACAAGUUCCUGGUGAAUAAUAUCCUCUCAAUAUUCUAUACUGUUUUCACCCCUCUCUUAAACCCCUUGGUCUACACAUUAAGAAAUCAGGAGGUAGUAUCAGCAAUGCAGAAACUGUGGAGGCGACAAGUAAAUUCCUAA